CCAGAUACACACCAUGGGAAUUUUUCAUCGCAACUAGAGGCCACCAAUUUUGUUUAUGGUCAAUUAAAAUGUCAAUGUGAAUCGGUGACACCCCCUAAAAUGCAGUUAUUACUCCUAAUCGUUGCUGCAUUGGCCUGCCUUUGCCUCUGCAAUGGAGCAGCCGGCGGCACGUUGCAGGCAAAUGUGGGUGAACUUUUUACGUACAAAAUUGAACCGCAUUUGUUCAAUUGGACGCACCAGGUAAUCAGCGAACAAUUCAGCUAUCGCCCGACAAUGCGUAACUAUCCGGAUCUGCCCACCUGGAUGAGGUACGAGUACAGCCACGAGUAUCAUGCGGGUUUUCUCUACGGCACUCCGCCGGAAACGGAGGCGGGCAAGGCCCUCAGCAUCGAGGUGAUUGCCUUGAAUCGUCAGAAUUUUGAGACACGCAUCACGGACUUGGCCAUGUCUGUGUGCCAGAAGUUUCCCACACCGAAUGUUGUGCAAAUGAAGAUCGAUAAUCUCAAUUGGGUGCAUCUCAUGGACCCGGGACGAGUGGAAAACUUGCGUAACAUCUUCCGCAAGGAUCUGUGGCCUAGCAGCAAGGAGGAUCUCAGUGUUGUGUUCAUGGAAUCGGCCGUCAAUAUGGGCGGACGCCUGCCGCUGCGUCCACAGCAGCGUGAGGGAGUCAUUGUCCAUGUGGGCAGCGUGGCUCAGUUCUCGCCGCGCCUGAAGGAGCUCCAAGAGGAAGUGCGUCCGCUGUAUAAGCUGCCGUCGUGCACAUACAAGCGCACUUCGGUGCAGAAGAUCUUUGAGAACGUGGGCUUCAAGCUGGAUUGGUGCGCCUUUAAGAUGGUCGGCUUGGAGUCGCCCACGGAGAUACUCUACCACAGCGGCAAGCAGCAGAACGAGCAGCAGCCAAGUGGUGACGAGCAGUUGCACAACGAUCGCUGGAUGGGCAUCACGCGUGAGGAUGUGCCCCGUCGGAACUACAUCGAUGAGUUUGCCUUUGCCUUUGCCAUACCCGGCAUGAUAUUUGCCAUCCUAAUAGGCAUGCUCUCGGCGGUCCUAUGCUUUCAGCACCAAAAAUUUUCCGAUCCGCACUCUGAGUUUUUCUUUGCAAACAUUUUUCACAUCUGCGAAGAGUCUUGUGCGCAAGCGCCAAGCGAUUCUGAGACGGAUCAUGAAUCCGAAAGCUCGGUUUUCUUUGAAUCUCCCAUAUCCUCCACGGUGCAGAUGGUCAAGUGUGCGGAUCAGCCUCUUACUACCUUAAAAAGCCUUAAAGACCCCAAUUUUCUUUUGGACAAUACCAGCAUGCGUUCUCAGAGUCCCAGCAACAGCUUUUAUCAGCUAGACUGUGGCGCCGCCUCUAGCAUUUAUCCUCGUCCUAAGCCGCCGCCUUACACUGGCGGCACUUUGGGGCGCAAUGGCGUGGACAUAUGACAAAUGUCGCCGAGAGUGCUCUAUUGUUAACAAAAAGAAAAGCGCUUUAUUACAAGAUACUGAUCCACAAUACAACAAAAGCAAUAUUGCAGGUUAAUCAAUCGCUUAACAUACAUAUACCUACCGGAAACACACAAAUCAACCAUAUCGUAUUAAUCAAUUUAUAUACAUUUGUAGUAGCAUAGCAUAUACACAUAUAACCGAAAAUAGUUUUGCAGUUU
Molecule: messenger RNA, 1643 nt
Organism: Drosophila persimilis
Lineage: Eukaryota; Metazoa; Arthropoda; Insecta; Diptera; Drosophilidae
Gene: Scgalpha
Product: epsilon-sarcoglycan
Exons: 5
Coding region: 100-1422 (440 amino acids)
Cellular component (GO): membrane; sarcoglycan complex
Molecular function (GO): calcium ion binding
Source: RefSeq, a predicted model, not a curated record